UUGCUUUCAAUAUGGCGGUGGGCACCAUACCCCUCAUAUUUGAACAAUAUCUGUUAUCAUCGAGAACAAGGUGACCUGGCUUUGUUUAUUUUCGCCCAACCAGCAAAUUCACUGAACCGAGGCAAGCUGUUAGACGUACAUCCACUACAAUCUAAAGCCUCUUCUGGAUAAAGACACAAACCGCCAUAUUGACGCUGAACAAACCUAUCUUUUUCUGAUGUGCCCAUGUUGUCUCGACCCUUACACAAAGACGUGGAACACAAUCAAAUGUCAUCAUUUUACACGUCCCUGUGAGCGACAAAAUGCAUGGUUUGUGAGGGCAGAGUUUACAAUGUGACGUAGCAACUCGUAUAUAGCUAUGCUAUGGUGAUGGACUAUGCCGGCAGAAGCACAAACAAUGCAGAUUAAACAGGAACUUGAGACACAGGAGAGUCAUGAAAAGGGAGGUAACUCUCUCACAGGAAAGGGGAACGGAGAGAGCAAUGACGAGGGGAAUGCGCGCCUAUUGUGAACCAAGAUGGCGUCGUUGGAACAGUUUCACCUGAUAAUUUAGGUAACAGCAGUCGUGUCGAAUCGCCAAAAGAAUUAAAAUCACCUGAUGGGGAGGGAGAAAAAUCCAAAGAAUUAUCGCCAUCCAUGAUUCAGCAGAACGGAAGUGGGCAAAUAGUGCCAGGUACUCCACUGGUGAUUCCACAGCCCUAUCUACACUUUCUACAACAGACGAUGUUGCUACAACAGCAUCAGCAGAUGUUGAAUGCAGUUGAUGUGACAGCAAGACUAGCAGAACAAGCGGAUGAGGGAACCUUGGGCGGGAUGGCGUUUCCCGAACGGGAGCGUCCCCGGGGGAAGAGUACGACUGAGACAGGGGAGACAACUGCAGACACGGCAUCUGAUGAUAGCAUGGAAUUCGAUGAUAACCUCUUUACUGAUGAAGAACUGGAAGAUAUGAUGAAGAAGAAGGGGGAUGGGAGGAUCCGACAUUCAGAAGGGAAAUCCAUGUUUGAUGCAGGUGGUCACAACGUCAACCAAUAUGGCCGCGAAUUUACAAAUGGCCGCCCCCUGCCCGACCAUCUUCGCGUUCAGAUCCUUCAACUAGCGCUGCAAGGGAUUCGUCCCUGCGAGAUUAGUCGCCAGUUGCAAGUGUCCCAUGGUUGUGUCAGCAAGAUUCUAAAUCGAUACCGAAAGACUGGAAGCAUCAACCCUGGACAGAUCGGGGGCAGCAAACCGAAAGUGACUACACCUGACGUUGUGAGCCGAGUUCGCCAGUACAAGGCAGAAAACCCACAAAUGUUUGCAUGGGAAAUACGACAAAAACUGAUUGCUGAUGGCAUCUGCACUGAGAAAAACAUUCCUAGCAUUAGCUCUAUCAACCGUAUCAUCCGCGAUAAGGCCAUCCUCCACCGCCGAGGCUACGACAACUAUGAUGAUGGAGAUACAUCUCUCGCAGAAGACAUCUCGGUGGACACAGAGACCAUGCAGAGACUAAUGGUCCAGAUGCCAGGGAUACCCUCCACGAGCAGCUUCCCUCCAGCUGUCAUCACAUCCAAGGAUGUGAAGAGCGAGAGUCCAGGACGCCCAUCAGUUUCAACUUUUCUGUCUCCAGAGAAGACCUGUUCUCCCUACGACCUCCUUGACAGCCACAGACGACAGUCACCCAGGGGAGACAACUCCCAGAUCACAAGUCUCCCCUACUGUCUCUUCUGCUGCAUCCAGUAACGGGCCCUCAGCAUCAGUUAUGUCUCAGAAGGUGAAAGAGGUGUCUCCAGAGAAAAACAAGGCAUGUUCAGAAACUCCACCAGGUGCUGUGGAAGAGGUAUCAGAUGCCCCAGACACAACUGUCAAACACGUAGAUGCUUCUCGAGAGCUGGGAAGGGCAAGCUGGAGAGCCAGCCAAGUCUUCAGGCCAUUAUCUCCAAACUUGCUCAAGUUCAGGCUGGACUGGUGUCCCACGGUAGUAAAGAGGAGGUCAAGGAUGAGGAGACACCCGUGGAAAAGAUCAAGGAGGAGAUACCAUCUGGAUCAGCCACUCCCAAUUCCUCAAGUCUAAGUCCUGCUAACAUUGCCGAGACUUUGAUGAGCUUGUCCCGAACCAGUGAUCUGGCUGCUAUCUCUCCCGGAUCUGACAUGUCUCCUUUAGCUGCUGCUGUCUCAAGUGCUGGAAUUGUACCUCCAGCUUCUAAGCUAUCACCAAAGACAUCGCCCAGAAAGACUUCUGCUAGUCCGAAUGGACGUCCUAAAUCUCAUGAAAAGAAAUCUGAUCCCUCUCAUCCCAGUCGUCCGAACACAACCAGAACACCCACUUUGCCCCGAGUCCCAUCCAAUGGUACAAUGGCGAGUGCAUACUCUGCAGUUCAGUAUGACAAGUUCGGUUCAGUGCUUUAUGACUACAAUCUCCCUGACCGCGGUCUUGGAACGGGUGCAAUGGCAGCUCCAGUUACUCGCUUCCCAACAGUUUCACCACCUAAUGUGAUGAUGGGUUACUUCCCCUUCCCAGCGGCGGCAGCAGCUGCAGCUGCUGGCUGGCGAAUGCCCGGGACACCAACUGCAGUUGCAACAACGAUGGAAAGUAUCCCGGGGCGACGGCUCUGCAGGUGCUCCAUUAGAUUUUCGGCAGCUCAUAAAGACUUGAGAUGUCCUGAAGUGUUGAAAACCAAAGAAAAGAAAGUAGAGAAAAUUAUGAAAGAAAAAAUAACUGACAAAGUUAUCGAAAAGGUUGUGGAAAACUUGCCUGAAAAAGUUGUUGAAAAACCGAAAUCCUCUGAAAAAGUGAAAUCUUGUGAAAAAGUCCCCGAAGAGGCCAGCCAGACCUCAAAACCUAAGUAUGAGAAAAAUUUCCUCCUCUUUGGUGAUCAGGAGGUUGAAAUCAUAUCUGUGGCCAAGAAUCAGUGGAUUGUCCGGAAUGAGGCCGAACUUUACGCUAUCGCCAGGAGAAAUGAAAUCGUGAAUGAGGAAGAAGAUACAAAUGUGCAGCGCGACAAUUUCCCUGAAGAAUCUACAUCUUUGCAGCAUUUUAGUUCAAAAGGCAGUGUUGCUUCCGACACUCCAAACUUGCCACCCAUGAACUCUGGCCUGAAACGCCCUCCGGACUCCUCGUCUGUCGAAGGAGCCUCAGGCCCCAAAGCCUCUCGGCAGGCAGAGGUUACAGAAGAAGGUGUUAGUCUAACAGUAUCUAGUGCUACGAUCGGUCAGCCAGAAUUGAGCUCUGUGUCAAACCCUUUACAGCCACAUGUGCCCAUUGGUCAGAUGGCCAACGGCAUGCUGGGAGUGUCAUGGCCUCAAGGGAUGGUGGGGGGUUCAGGGGGAGACGAGAGUGGUCACCUAGUCAGGAAUGAAACAGACACUAUGAAUGAGGGCGACGACCCACAAACAUUGAAUAAGAAGUGCCCAGUUUUGCAGAAAAUGUUAAAAAAUGUCUGAAAUUGUGGCAGUGUGACCAUUUUCAGGAGUGUUAUAUUUUGUUUGACAAUCACGGGGGCUGAGGGGGGCAAUUUCAAACAUAUAUCUAAAUCCAACGGAAAACUUGGGGAAAGGGUACACAACCCACUGCAGACUUGGGAAACAAUGUGGAGAGUUAAGGCAACGCUCAUCGAUACAGCUUGAUGUAGUAUUAGGAGAGGGACACAAGGUGUCUAACGAGUAAACUUUGCAAAUGUGCUUGUAAGUGAACUCAGAAAAUCCUCAUUGUAAAUCAGAACCUUUUUGCAUCACUGAAAGUAUAGGCCUUACCAAAAUUGCUCACUAAGCAUAUUUUUGCAGACAUCGAUAUUCUGUAUCUGAAAACUAUUGGUAGAGAAGAGAACCGUGCUCUUUGUACAUGGAUGUUGAUUGGCUCAGUUGGUGAAGCACUUCCUGAAGACUGGGUUUAAUCCCAUGACUGUAAACCCUUCUUUUGCCCAUCACAAUGAUAAUAUUCCUUCAGUAUUGCCAAACCAGGCAUGCUGGAUAAUGAAAACGAGGAUUUUCAUGAGUACACGAACUGGUAUUUCUUGACUGCCAGAUGUAUUCUCCGUAUUUGCGAAUAUUUGCAUAUAGUCACCUGACUGUUUGGAGAUACACUAAACGUCAGGAUGCAUUUGAAACCUGACAGGAUAUAUAUAUAUAUAUAUGGCUGUGUUUAAAAAUCAAAAUAAUUCUUGACAAAAAUCCCUCCCAGCUGCCCGAUGGAGGAAAUGAGACUGUAUUUUUAAACAGUGUGUUCAUUCAUUGUUGUAUAUUGUCAUUGGUCAUUUUUCCAUUGUCAACCAAAAUGUUUUCAAAACUUUGUCCCAGUGUUUCAACGUAUGUAUUAAAUAUUGUUAGAGUUGUUUGUGGGUUGGAGAACCCAAAAUUAUGCCGUAAAUUUUAUGAUUAUUACAAAUAAAUUAUAUUUAUGACACUAACUCGAAACAGUAUUCCAUAAUGAUCGAAAGAAAGCCAAAUCUCAUUGAUUGCUGUCUGUGCUGUCAGCUGUUGUUUAAGAAAUGAUGGUGGAUAUUAGUUGGGAUUCAGCUUAUGGUAUCUAGAUGUAGUUCACGUUCGUAGUUUCAGACGUAGACGAUGAUCUUUUUCUACUCUUUUGUAUGAAGGUAUCUGCAGCUUCAAACUGACAUUUGUAAACAUUUCCCGGGACGCAUAUUUUAGAUGUGGUGUUAUGUACAGAUACAUUUGUAAGGUGUACUAGUAAUUAUAAUAUGUGUCAAUAAGGCCACAAUAAUUUAAUUAUUAAUUUAUCAAUUAAUUAUUACAUUUUAGAAGAGAAAAAUCAAAAUCGUAGUCUGAGGCAUUUAUUACAUCUCACAUAUUUCAAAACUUCAUCAGCGUUUUAUAUGACUUGGUAUACAGUGUAUUUAAAUUAAAUUAAAUGCAAAAUGCUAAGAGUUUUCCUUCAUCUAGGACAAACUGAUAUGAGCUGCAUGCUUUAGUGCUGGGUAUGAAAAUGUGGUAAUCAAUUUAUUUUGGCCAAAGUGAAACAAUUGCAACAAAACAUUUACAAGAAGCAAAUGUGUACUAUUUCAAUUCAAAUGUUUGUCAGCUCGGAAAGAUUGAAAAAUCACAUACCUGUGAAAUUAUUUUGCAGAUAAUAACUUUCUAUUUUGUACGGUGUUAAUAUUCAUGCUUUGUAGGAUCUCCUAUUAUGUUGUAAUUUUUAAUAAGAUCCCAGUUUGAGAGGGUACUGUCUGUUUGUAUGUCGUACAACAAUGAGUCCCAACUAAUACCAUACGAUCCUGUUGAAUCUUUUUGUUGUUGUAAGUAUUGUUAUUUUUUCAUAGAUUUUGAUGUCAAUUCACCAAAGACCUGUCUUAUUUCUUAAUGGCAAAUUGAAACAUAUCACUAUUCCCCAUGAAACACGUUUGAUAUCAUUUGCAUUGAAACUAUGCGAAAUAAAUCGCUGGAAGUGCAGAA
Messenger RNA from Haliotis rubra (blacklip abalone), 5382 nucleotides. RefSeq lists its product as uncharacterized. NCBI's taxonomy places the organism in Eukaryota, Metazoa, Mollusca, Gastropoda, Lepetellida, Haliotidae. Gene Ontology annotation, biological process: regulation of transcription by RNA polymerase II; anatomical structure development. Gene Ontology annotation, molecular function: DNA-binding transcription factor activity, RNA polymerase II-specific; RNA polymerase II cis-regulatory region sequence-specific DNA binding. The record is from RefSeq and is a predicted model, not a curated record.